AUGGCGCCCUCCCAGUGCCUCCUAGCGGCCUCGUUUACGCUAGGAGUUCUCUCCAACGCGAUGACACUGGAGGAGGCAAAGAAAGACGCAGACGCCUUCAUCUUCUUCGACCCCUCGCCCUGCAGUCGCCUCUUCCACGCCGGCGUGUCCGCAGUCCUGGUGUACGGCACCCUCACUUUAAUGCUGGUGCUGAUUUCCAUCUUUUCCAAACAGGCUGGAGCUGUCCGAAGACCACGAGCGGGCACGGCCAAAAGAGAGUCUUCUUCAGCCGUCGCCAGGGUCUUCAGGAAGGGCAGUAAAGCUUCCGAUUUCACAAAAGUCAAUGAAGACGUGGCAAGACGUGAUGGUGAACUAGUCCAGCACCCGGAUGGAGUUUCCAUAGAUCUGGGCGAGAAGUUCUUUCAGCGCGAAAUCAUGCGGCUGUUAGAAACGCCCCCAGCAGUUAAGCAUAUCAUCGACUGGGCCAAACUUACAAGGAUUCUGGAACAACCGCUUGCAGGCGCAUGUUGUAGUCCGUUCGCCAUCGUUCCCCCUCUGCCCCCUAACUAG
Molecule: messenger RNA, 549 nt
Organism: Mesocestoides corti
Lineage: Eukaryota; Metazoa; Platyhelminthes; Cestoda; Cyclophyllidea; Mesocestoididae
Source: the annotation of a GenBank genome assembly